CCCAAAUGCAAAUGUAUGCGUCGAACAUCAAUCGAUUUGAUGCAGGGAUUUACAUUAUAUUGCCAAAAGUUUUGGGGCACCCCUUCAGAUCAUUGGAUUCAGGUGUUCCAAUCACCUCCAUGGCCACAGAUAUAUAACAUCAAGCACCUAGGCAUGCAGACUGCUUCUAUACACAUUUGUGAAAAGAUGGGUCGCUCUCAGGAGCUCAGUGAAUUCAAGCGAAGUACCGUGAUAGGUUGCCACCUGUGCAAUAAGUCCAUCCAUGAAAUUUCCUUGCUACUAAAUAUUCAACUGUUAGUGGUAUUAUAACAAAGUGGAAACAACAGGGAACAUCAGCAACUCAGCCACGAAGUGAUAGGCCACGUAAAAUGACAGAGGCUUAGCGCAUGCUGAAGUGCACAGAAGUCACCAACUGUCUGCA
Staurois parvus is the source of this 421-nucleotide messenger RNA. NCBI's taxonomy places the organism in Eukaryota, Metazoa, Chordata, Amphibia, Anura, Ranidae. The record is from the annotation of a GenBank genome assembly.